CGCUCUUACCCAGCGACAACGCUGAAAGCUCAAGCCUGAAGUGCACUAUAGAGCGGACAGAAUAUGUCCAGUCUCGCAGGCUACGUUGAUCGUCGUGUUCUCCUCGUCCUUCAAGACGGUCGAACCAUAGUCGGCGUUCUGGCAGGUUUUGACCAACGUUCGGAUAUCGUCCUUUCGGACUGCGUGGAACGAAUAUAUAGCAUGGAGGAAGGUGUUGAAGAAGUACCUCUCGGACUAUAUCUCGUGAAAGGAGACCAGAUCCUACUAAUAGGAGAGCUUGACGAAGCACUAGACAAAGCUGUUGAUCUAAGUACAGUCCGAGCAGAGCCAAUCGCUCCAAUUCGCUAUUGACGGGAUAAGCAACCGGCUUGUCUCAUUAGUUCUCGCUAGUUGAAGGCACAACAUUGUUACUUUACUCUUAAGUACGCCAGGGCGGAUGUGGAUCGUGGAGUGGAGUGGCAGCUGACAACUCUUCACGCGCGAAACCCUGCUCCCUUUGACGGGCGGAAAACCUGGCUGCGCACUUGCGCGUAGAAUAGCCAAAAAGUAUGUACGACGCGAUUUGACAUGUCGAUAUCAUAUGACGAUUCGAAGCA
This is a messenger RNA of Fomitiporia mediterranea MF3/22, 596 nucleotides long. RefSeq names its product Sm-like ribonucleo protein. NCBI's taxonomy places the organism in Eukaryota, Fungi, Basidiomycota, Agaricomycetes, Hymenochaetales, Hymenochaetaceae. Gene Ontology annotation, molecular function: RNA binding. The transcript has 4 exons. Gene Ontology annotation, cellular component: precatalytic spliceosome; U4/U6 x U5 tri-snRNP complex; U6 snRNP. The coding region runs from base 64 to 351 and encodes 95 amino acids. The record is from RefSeq and is a predicted model, not a curated record. Gene Ontology annotation, biological process: mRNA splicing, via spliceosome.